CGCUGACGGACGUGUCGGGCCGGGGUUCCUGGGACUUGAGCGGGACAGGCGUGAGCGACCAUGGCCUGGCAGAGCAUCCCGGUAGCCCGGCUGGAGGGCGUUUCGCAGGAACAGUUCACGCAGCAGCUCUACCCGCAGAGAAAACCUCUAGUGUUGGAAGGAAUCGAUUUGGGGGCAUGUACAAGCAAAUGGACAGUGGAUUACCUGAGCCAAGUUGGAGGGAAAAAAGAAGUAAAGAUUCAUGUUGCUGCAGUUGCCCAGAUGGACUUCAUUAGUAAGAACUUUGUAUAUAGAACUUUACCUUUUGAUAAGUUGGUUCAAAGGGCAGCUGAAGAAAAGCAUGAAGAAUUCUUUAUUUCAGAGGAUGAGAAGUACUACUUACGGUCACUUGGGGAAGACCCUAGAAAGGAUGUUGCAGAUAUCAGAAAGCAGUUUCCUUUACUGGAAGGAGAUAUUAAGUUUCCAAAAUUUUUCAAAGAGGAGCAGUUCUUUUCCAGUGUUUUUCGAAUUAGCUCACCAGGAUUACAACUUUGGACCCACUAUGAUGUAAUGGAUAACUUCUUGAUACAAGUGACAGGAAAAAAACGUGUUGUACUAUUCAGUCCUCGAGAUGCCCAGUAUCUAUAUUUAUCAGGUACUAAAUCAGAAGUACUGAAUAUAGAUAAUCCAGACUUAGCUAAAUAUCCACUGUUUUGCAAAGCUAGAAGGUAUGAAUGUUCCCUUAAAGCUGGAGAUGUAUUAUUCAUUCCUGCUUUAUGGUUCCAUAACGUAAUCUCUGAAGAGUUUGGAGUGGGAGUGAAUGUUUUUUGGAAGCACCUUCCAUCUGAAUGCUAUGAUAAAACGGAUACCUAUGGAAACAAAGACCCUAUGGCAGCAUCAAGAGCUGCACAAAUUCUGGACAGAGCUUUAAAAACACUGUCUGAAUUACCAGAGGAAUACAGGGACUUCUAUGCACGGCGAAUGGUCUUACACAUUCAAGAUAAAGCCUAUAGUAAAAACUUUGAGUAAAUAAUGAAGUGAAUGCAAUGAAUAUAAACUUUGCAAUACAGUUCAACUCAAAUAUUAGAAAAGUAUAACACAUAAUAUAUUUUUUAAAGAUUGAUUCUUUGUUAAAAUAGGAAAGAUAAAUCAAUCUCAGACUUAUAGAUUAAAUAUGAAUUUGUAUUUAUAUGGUUUCUAUUUAAUACAGUAGGUUGAAAGAAUGUUGUACUGGGUGGGACCACUCUAGCUUUCAGAUGCAAAUAAUUAAAAAUCCAACUUAAAAUGACUUAAUAAAAUAGAUCGGUUGGCUCAAUCGGUUAAGUGGCUCAGGUCAUGAUCUGUUUGUGGGAUCGAGCCCCAUAUCAGGCUCCAUGCUGACAGUGGCGAGCCUGCUUGGAAUGCUCUGUCCCUCUCUGUUCUUCCCCCCUCGCUUGUGCUCUCUCUGUUCUUCUCCCGUUUGUGUGCUGUCUCCCUCUCAAACUUAAAAAAAAUAAAAUGACUUAAUAAAAUAUACUGAAUCAUUAUACAUGAAGUCAACUGAUAAACGGGCUUCAGUAUUUCUAUCCAGUGAUUCAGUAGUGUCACCAAGAACCUCUAGGUUUGUUUCUCCCAUUUUCAAAUGCAGCAUUGGCAUCAUCCUAAGGCUGGCUACCCUCGUGGUCACGGGAUGAUUGCCAAUAGCAGUUGGAGCCAUGUGCUUCUUCAUUUACAUGCAGUGGAGAAGUCAGGCUGGAUUCCAAGGGCCUUCUCUUAAUAUGCAAAAGCUUUCCCAGGGUCUCAUUGAUCUAAAGUGGCUUAGACCUGUCUACCGCUGAGCCAGUCACUGGGAAACGGUAUGGAAUAACCCUUAGAACAACUGGGUCUCCUGGAGCUUAUAAGUAGAAUCCUCUUCCUCUGAGGUACAUGAGGUAUACAUGCGGACAGCAUGGAUAAUUUUUAAAAUUAGGAUUCAGGUUAGGAAAAGAAGAUGAGCAACCAACAAUGUCUACUACAUUUUUCCUUUGAGCUUUUUUAAAACAUACAGUUGUUUAGGCACCAACUUUGUAGACUUUAUUCGGUAUGUUUAGGGUUUGGUAUAAUAUCUGUAUCUGGUAGGCCUCAUAGGUUGUUUUGAUGUAUAAUCAGGAUUGAGAACUGGAUUAAAUGAUAGUAAUUUGGAUUAUUGGUUUUGUGAUUUGUCCAAAAAGUUUAAUCUGAUCCUGGGGUUUUUUGGCACUCAAAGUCAGAUCUGCCCCUUUUUUCAGUUAUUCAACGUCAGAAAAUGUUCAAAUCUGUUUUAAUUUAUACUUACAGCUAAAUCUCAGCCCAGUUAGUUUUCCCCACUAAAUGAUUUUCCACCUCUUUUUAAAGAGAAAAAUUCUUUUUUUAAGAACAAAUACAGGAGAGAUCCCAAUAAUGUUGUCAUCAUUGAAGACAAUGAGCCAUUGUAUGUGGAUCUGUGCCAUUCUUUGUAAUUACAUUGCAAUUUCAUUGAAGAAAGACCAGAUAUAUUUACUGAACACAAAUGUGUUCAUCUAAGGCAAUCUGAGUGUAUCAAGUUGAUGCGUUUUAAUUAUGGACAAAAUAAUUUUCUGUUCAAGUAAUUCGUCUGUUCAUAUCCUGUGUUUGGAGUUUGAUUAAUUUCAGGUAUAAAAAACAUUACGAUAAAUAAUGGAAAAGUAUAUAAAAAAUCAUUCUGAACUCCCUAGGUGCCUUUGGGAAGAGAGAUUGAAGUUACUCAGGUCAACAAAAGUACAAAGACGGUCUGUUAGAAAAGCAAUUGUCACAUUAGCCUGAUUUAAUUACUAGUUUUUUUUUUUUAAUUAUCUUUAGUUCUUAGAUUAAGCAAAGAAAUUCUUUAAUGAUUCCUUUUCCUUUGGGAAGAAAAAAAAAAACCUGUUAGUUUGAACAGUAUUUAUGCUCAGCUCUUUAAUAAACCUCCUGGGUUUUGCCUCUUUAAAAAAAACAACAACACAAAGAGAAUCAGUGCAAAGUAUAUAUCCAGAGUCAUGUAGAAAACUUGGAAGUAAAACCGAUUAUAAUCUUCCCAAUGAAUAUUCAUUUUAAUUCAGUUUAUUUGGGAAGCACACUGCAUGACCUUAGGCAAGUUAAAUAAUUUAAUCUUUCUGAAGCUUAUUUUCCUCAUCUUUAAACUUGUACUUUAUACGGUUGCUACAAAAUUACAGAGAUAAUUCCAGGGCAGGGACAGUGAUGGCUGAUGCUAGCUUUGAGAUUUAGGGUGGCUCUUGUGGCAGUAUUAAAUUAUAAUGCCUACAAAACUAGAAGUGAACCCUUAGGGAAAUUUUAAAAUGAUUUCCUUGGUCAUAUUUUUUAAUGUUAGAGUCUUAAUUUUGCAUUUAUCUUUUUUGCUGACCUGAUUGAGACCAAAUGAGAUAUUUUUAAUAUAUAACAUAUUAAACAGUAUGUGUUAGCUGCAACGUCUCAGGAAUUCCAAAUCUUAGAACUUUAUUGCUGAAAGGGAUCUUAGAAAUCAUUUUAUCAAUCCACAUCGCCUAAGUGAUUGUCCAGGCUUGUGACAGAAACUGGAAUUACAGCUGUGGUGACCAGGUCAGUAAUUGUCCUCGCUUUCUCCCUUAGGUGCAGCACAUCUCUUGUUAUUCUUUGACUACAGUUUGGGGGCUUCACCUGAUACACAAAGGAAUUUUUCUUCUCUGUCAGCAAAACUUGUCACUGUACCACUCACUGUACCACAUAGACAAGGGAUACAAAGUAAGACUAACAAGUAAACAACAGAGUGUAAGAGAAAAUGGAAUACUAUGCAGUCAAACAAUGAGACAGAGGUAUUGUAGUACUGGCAAGAAAGUUUUCAAGGUAAUUAAAUGAGAAAAAGGUUGGAAACUAUGGAUAUAGUGUACUGCCGUUUGUGUAAAACAAAGGUUUGCUGUAAGUAAACAUUUAUAUUUGUAUAUGUAUAGAAUUAUCUCUGCUAGAAUAUACAAGAAACCAGUGAUAGUGAUUGCCUUUGGGAAGAAGUUAGACAAUUUAGGUGUGCAGACUGGAAUCUGCAGUUGUAUAUUUUGACUUUUUUUUUUUGGCCCCUCUAUCAUUCUUUCAAAACAACUUUUUUAAAUACAUGUGUUAGACUGUAUUAGUUUUUCAUGAACACUAACAGUAUUUGUCUUGGCACAUAAUUACAUUGGAAUUCUACUUAUUCAGUAAUUGAUUUAAAACUUGUCACUUACAGUUUUAAAAAGGGAAAUAAAUUCAACAAGGCUUAUUUUGUAUCUUUCCACCCUUUUGAAGAGCGGCUAUGGGAACAUUUGGAAAGAAUCUUGGUAAGGAGGCUUUUCUCUCACCUAUCUGAAGUUGCCAACAGACAUCUAAGCUGAACCUGAGAAGUUGAAGGAAAGCAAAAUGCAGGAAGCUGGAGUGCAGGUAUGCGUGGGGUCAGAGCUGUGCUGCUGGGACUCCUUCCUCCAGGGCUGAGACCAGACGUGGUGAGGAGCCAGUCGACAGGCAGUCACUCACACAUCCCUGCUGUUACCUCAGUCUUGUUGCAAGCACACAUGCUGAGUGUUUGGUGUUUUAAGUAUGCCUAAGUUGUAUUCUAUUUUUAAAGCUCCAUUAAAUGAGAUCCUAAAAUGAC
This is a messenger RNA of Felis catus (domestic cat), 4567 nucleotides long. It is a transcript of the gene TYW5, whose product is annotated as tRNA-yW synthesizing protein 5. Gene Ontology annotation, biological process: wybutosine biosynthetic process. Gene Ontology annotation, molecular function: tRNA binding; 2-oxoglutarate-dependent dioxygenase activity. The record is from RefSeq and is a predicted model, not a curated record. The transcript has 8 exons. NCBI's taxonomy places the organism in Eukaryota, Metazoa, Chordata, Mammalia, Carnivora, Felidae. Bases 61 to 1008 code for a protein of 315 amino acids.